AUGGCCGCGACUUUGACGGGAAGGAAGAGGAAUUAUGAAGAAUUUUCCCUGGAUAGUAAUAAUGCCGACUCAAGCAUGCGUGACCAACUUUCCAGACAAAUUUCGGAUCUACAGCACUCCUCGAGGCAAAACCAAGCAUUUGUGACCCUGGGGGUUUUAAGCAAUGGCAGUGAUGAAAAAGGUGGUGCUGCUGGUGUCGGUGGUGCUGCUGCUGGUGUUACUGCUAGUGCUGGUGCUGUCGGUGGUGCUGCUGCUGGUGCUUCUGCUGCUGCUGCUGCUGCUGCUGCCUCUGCUGCUUCUGCUGGUGCUGCUUCUACUGGUGAUACUGAAGCUGAUAGUGAGUCUUUAGAGUCGGCAGAGUCCACGGAUUCGGAUGACGAGUCCGAUAACGAGUUUGACGACGAUGGCGAAAACGAAAACGCUGACUCUAACGGAAACGCAAUGUCGCCUGCCGAAGCCGGUGUAAUUGAAAAAUUAACAUUGAAAAAUUUCAUGUGUCACGAUUUUUUCGAAUUAGAGUUGGGUCCUCAAAUCAAUUUCAUAAUUGGCCGAAACGGUUCGGGGAAAAGUGCUAUUUUAACAGGAAUAUUGGUGGGUCUUGGUGCUAAGGCCAGUGACACCAAUAGAGGAAGCUCCAUUCGAGAUUUGAUAAAGGACAGUAAGAACACUUCUCGUAUAUCUGUUGUUUUGAAAAACGAAGGUGUUUGGGCUUUCAAACCCGAGGAAUAUGGUAGGAAGAUUAUAAUUGAGCGCAAGCUACAAAGAAAUGGGAGCAAUACGUAUGCGAUAAAAUCUGAAGAAGGCAAAACGGUAUCAACAAAGAAGGCGAUUUUAGAGGAAAUACUAUAUCAAUUCAACAUCACCAUUGAUAACCCGUUAGCCUUUUUAUCUCAAGAUAAAGCGCGUGAAUUUUUAACAUCAGCCACGGCAGAAACAAAGUUUGAAUACUUUAUGGACGGUGCAUUCAUUACCGAUAUUUGUAACAAUCUCGACUUUACCAAGAGUAACAUAGGAGAAAUUGACAAUAAGAUUAAGCAAUCAAAAGUCUAUACAGCAAAGUGUAAGGCCGACUACAAAGCUAUUGCUAAGAUUUAUAAUUCUCACAAGAAACAUGACUAUCUCAGGGAUAAGUUGGACUUGUUGAGCGGUAAAAUACAUUGGUUCAAUGUGAAUGCUAUUGAAGAGAAAAUCAUGCGAUUUUCAGCCAAGGCAGCCAUGCUUGAAAGUCAAAUAGAUACAAAGAAGGCUGAAAUCGAAGCUUUUGACAAGGAGAUUGAACAAAAGAUACCUGAGCAAAGUAGACUAGAAGGGGAGUGUGUCAAAGCAGAGAGCGACUUUGACUUUAAAUCAAGGCAAGUGGAGGAAAUGAGAGAUGCAAGAAGCAAAGUUAAGGCUCAAAUAAAUGUCCUUGAGAAGGAUAUCAAAAAGAAUCUACUGGCAAUUGAGGAUUUGAAAAGAGAUAUUGUAAAAACAGAAAAAAACAUUGCACAAGAAAAGACAAAAAUUGAAGAGCAGCAGGGUGGCUCAAAAGAACAAAUGAAGGAGCAGUUGGCAAAUGUUGUUGUCGAGAUUAAACAAGUUGAACAGGAGAUUGAAGCGGGGAGACAAAGGAUCAAACAAAUAGAGAGAAAUCCCGACAGUCAACUAGAAGAUCUUUCCAAGGCAAAGCAAGAAGCUAGUGUUAAAAUACAAGAACUCAAUAUGCGACUAGUUGAUUUGGACAGGGACCAAAAUUCCCACUAUGCGCCCUGGGGUGCAAGUAGAAUGCAACUGAUAAAACGUGAUAUUGACCGAGGACACUGGGUUGAAAAGCCAAUUGGUCCAAUUGGGAGUUUAGUCCUGGUCAAAAGGGAAUUUGGGCCUUGGAAAUUACUCUUGGACGCAGUGUUGUCCAAGACAUUGGACUCGUUUAUUGUGGCAAAUGAAAAAGAUCGACCAGUAUUGCAACAAAUUUUGAGAAAACAUCAAGCUUACCACAAUAUCAUGGUUAGAAAAACAGAAAGGUUUAGUCUUGAUAACGGUAAAGCCGUUGUGGGAAUUACAGUUAUGGACAUGCUCAAUGUUGAGAAUGAAGGUGCGUUGUACGCAUUGAUUGACUCGAAUUCAAUUGAAAAAAUAAUCAUUGCACGAUCUUCAGAAGAGGCAGAGAGAUUGUGUCGCCAGUCAAACGUACAUAGUGUCCUACUUCAGUUUCUGAGAGACUCUGGCAAACGAGUUAGCUUCAAUGGAGACAUACGUCUUGAUCCGGUGUACUACCUGACCAAAGCUCCUAAAUUUGGUACCACAAAUAAGAAUGAGUUGCUUGAGGAGAUUAAGAGGGAAAUAAAUGAAGAGAAGCAAAACAUCAACAAUAUAGAAAGGGAACUUCGUUCGUUGAAAGUACAAAUAGACUCAGAAAGAAACAAACUUAUAAUCGAAGUGAAUCUCUUGAAACAAAAACUCGACAAACUUAAGCAACUACGAAGUGCAUUAGAGGAUAAAAUUGAAGCCGAGGUUGAUUUUACCAAUAUAACAAAUUUUGAAAUGAGGGUAGAGGAGAAUAAUUUGCAAAUCAAGCGUCUUGAACCUUUGAAUGAAGCACUUGCAGAGGAAAUUGAGGCAAAAAAGGAACGCUACAAUAUUCUCAAUGCCGAAGUGAGAAAAGCUAAACAAGCAGCGGCAGAUAGUCAGGAAAGUUUGGGUGCGGCUCGUAAAGCACUACGGACAGGAUUUGAGUAUUUAAAAGCUCUUGAGAGCGAAAAGAUAAACCGUGAACAAGAAAUCAGCAAGAACCAACUUGAGGUUGAGAAUGCACGAGGUUUAGUAGCAAAAGGUACUCCUAAAUUGAUGGCUGAGAUGGAAGAAGCGAAAAAAAUCUGCACCAGGGAAGAAGCCGACAUCAAGGAAAGUGAUACCCAGGAGUCCAUAAGUGACGAAUAUCAAGAUAUUAUGCAACAGAUUGCGAUUUCAGAAAAACAAAUAGGGUCAAAUUUCGAAGAGAUUGUGGAAAAGUUGAGGGAAGUAGAUGAAGUUGUUAAAACCGCAUUAGCAAAUGAGAAGGAGUUGGAAGAGAUACGGCGAAGAUUGAACGAGGAAUUAGUGGUAAGGCGCAAUUUUCUAAGUACUACAGUAAACCAUCAGAUAAAGACGGCGAAGAAAUCAUUUGAAAGCUCAAUGGAUUUGCGAGGUUUCAAAGGAUCAAUAAAUUUGAAUUUCAUAAAAAAGACAUUGGAUAUAUUAGUAAAGACAAAACAAGACGUUGAGGAGAGAAAUGCUGAUGGCAGAUCAGUUGAGUCAUUGUCAGGGGGGGAGAAAUCAUAUACUCAAAUUGCUUUGCUUUUGGCUAUUUGGCAAACUAUGAAUUCAAAAAUUCGUGGAUUGGAUGAGUUUGAUGUUUACAUGGAUUCAGUUAACCGGUCCAUUAGUAUUAAGUUAUUAUUAAAAAAUUUAUUAAAGUAUCCCAAAUCACAAAACAUAUUCAUCACUCCUCAGGAUAUUGCUGUAGUUGGUGAUUUGGACAAUGAAUGUGUCAAGAUUCAUAAGAUGUCAGAUCCCAGAAGAACUUAA
Messenger RNA from Lodderomyces oxycetoniae, 3546 nucleotides. It is a transcript of the gene SMC6, whose product is annotated as DNA repair protein. The transcript has 2 exons. Gene Ontology annotation, biological process: double-strand break repair via homologous recombination. Gene Ontology annotation, cellular component: site of double-strand break; nucleus; Smc5-Smc6 complex. NCBI's taxonomy places the organism in Eukaryota, Fungi, Ascomycota, Pichiomycetes, Serinales, Debaryomycetaceae. The coding region runs from base 1 to 3546 and encodes 1181 amino acids. Gene Ontology annotation, molecular function: damaged DNA binding; single-stranded DNA binding; ATP hydrolysis activity. The record is from RefSeq and is a predicted model, not a curated record.